AACCCUUCCGGAUUCCUGCAAUAUCUUAAGACAAAAAACAUGUAAAAGAAAUAGAAAAAGUCCACUUACUCAUUACCUUUCACCGAAAAGUGAAACCAUACACCUGUUUAUUUCUUGACUUUAGAUUAAAUUAUACACACUCAUAAAGUAUGGUUUCAUAAUCACCUCAAGUUCUAUAGAACUGCAUGAACUAUACAGAAAGAAGCUGAAGAAACAAAGUGUGUGGUUCUCAACAAAAAGAAUCUACCAAGAGAAUGACAUAAUAGUUUUGUUUUUGAAUGAGUUGUUAACAUAGUGACUUCAGUAAAAGAGUGACAGUACAUUAAAUUAGUGGGGUGCAAAGGCAUCAAAAUUUGCCAGAUUUUGUGGAAAUGGGAGUUGUCACUGUUGGAGAAUAUAAGCCUAGCAUUUCUGGGAAGAGGACCUUUCGUCCAAGUUCUAGCAUAAGACAUGCAACUGAAUGGCCAAUAUCUGAUGUCUCUAGUGAUCUUACCAUCGAAGUCGGAGCUUCAAGCUUUGCACUUCACAAGUUUCCUCUAGUUUCUAGGAGUGGAAGAAUUAGAAAACUUUUGUUAGAAUCAAGAGAUUCGAAAGUUUCGCGCAUAAGUCUACCAAGUGUACCAGGUGGUGCAGAGGCAUUCGAGCUAGCUGCAAAAUUCUGUUAUGGAGUUAACAUUGAGAUCACUCUCUCCAAUGUUGCUAUGCUAAGAUGCAUAGCUCAUUUUCUAGAAAUGACAGAAGACUUUGCCGAGAAAAACUUGUUGACGCGAGCCGAAUCAUAUCUAAAAGAGACAGUGCUCUCAAACAUAGCAAACUCAAUAUCUGUUCUUCACCGUUGCGAAACUCUCCUACCUUUUUCAGAAGAGAUUGGCCUUGUUAACAGACUAAUCAAUGCAAUUUCAAGUAAUGUGUGCAAAGAGGAACUUACUUCUGGUUUGCAAAAACUAGACUAUAAUUUCCCUUCUAAAACCAUUGAACCUGAAACACCUUCACAAUGGUGGGGAAAAUCUCUUACUGUUCUUAACCUUGAUUUCUUCAAACGAGUUUUAUCCGCGAUGAAGUCAAAAGGACUAAAACAAGACAUUAUCAGCAAAAUUUUGAUAAACUAUGCACAUAAUUCUCUUCAAGUAGUCAAAGGAAGCUUACUUGACUUGGAAGUUUUGAAGAAUCAAAGGAUUCUUGUUGAAACAAUAACUAGUUUAUUACCAACUCAAUCAAGGAAAAGCCAAGUUCCAAUAGCUUUUCUCUCAAGUUUGUUGAAAUCUUCAAUAGCAACUUCAGCAUCUACUUCUUGUAGAUCGGAUUUGGAGAAGCGGAUCGGUCUACAACUUGACCAAGCAAUUCUUGAAGACAUUCUGAUUCCAACAAGUUCGUAUCAGAAUAAUAACCGUUGCAGUACUAUUUACGAUACAGAUUCAAUUGUGAGGAUUUUUUCGAUUUUUCUUAACUUGGAUGAAGAGGAUGAGGACGAUAGCCGGAUGCGAGAUGAAAAUGAAAUGGUUUAUGAUUUUGAUAGCCCUGGAUCUCCAAAACAAAGCUCAAUUCUUAAGGUAUCCAAAUUGCUGGACAAUUAUCUUGCUGAAGUUGCAUUAGACCCAAACUUGUUUCCAUCAAAGUUCAUUUCACUCGCUGAAUUGCUUCCCGAUCAUGCACGUAUUUUAAGCGAUGGACUUUAUAGAGCAGUCGAUAUCUUCCUCAAGGUUCAUCCAAACAUAAAGGAAUCCGAGCGAUACCGGUUAUGCAAAACCAUAGAUUGCCAAAAACUGUCACAAGAAGCAUGCAGCCAUGCAGCACAAAAUGAAAGACUACCAGUUCAAAUGGCAGUACAAGUUCUAUACUUCGAACAAAUCCGUCUUCGCAACGCCAUGAAUGGAGGACACAAUCAAUUACUCUUUGGUGGACUAAAUGGUCAAUUCCCUCAACGUUCAGGUAGUGGUGCAGGAAGUGGAGCAAUGUCACCUAGAGAUAACUAUGCAUCAGUUAGAAGAGAGAAUCGAGAACUGAAACUCGAAGUAACAAGAAUGAGAAUGAGACUCACCGAUUUGGAGAAAGAUCAUGUUUCUAUGAAACAAGAACUUGUUAAGUCUCAUCCUGCUAAUAAGCUCUUCAAAUCAUUUACUAAAAAACUAAGCAAGCUUAAUGCAUUGUUUAGGAUUAAUGGUAUUAAGGCUAAUGGUGUUGGUUUUGAGAGAAGGUUCCCUUUUCCUAAAAGAAGACGUCAUUCAGUUUCUUGACUACAAAAAAGAAUGUUUAACAUAUAUGGUCAGAUUUUACUUACCUUUGCGACCGAACUCUGGAUUACUGAGCCCCCUCUUCUGAGAACCAAGAGAGUUAAUAAAAAAAAAAAAAAACUGUUUAACAUAUAGUAAGAUCAUGUAUAGUUUAUAUGGUAUUAUGCAUGGAGUGAUUGUGUCUAUUUUGUUUUGUUUGGUAAUAUGGUAACAUACCAAUACCAUUAUAAUUUACAUUACUUUUUCCGAUUGAUUGAGAAUUGUAACAACAUUAAUAAUUUAAUAUAUAUUUUCAGUGGUAAACAAA
This is a messenger RNA of Trifolium pratense (red clover), 2538 nucleotides long. RefSeq names its product BTB/POZ domain-containing protein At1g03010-like. NCBI's taxonomy places the organism in Eukaryota, Viridiplantae, Streptophyta, Magnoliopsida, Fabales, Fabaceae. The transcript is spliced from 4 exons. Gene Ontology annotation, molecular function: protein binding. The record is from RefSeq and is a predicted model, not a curated record. The coding region runs from base 372 to 2234 and encodes 620 amino acids.